CGAGAGGAGAGGAGGGGCGGGACGGGGCAGAGCUGUCAAUCACCCGGGCCCCGGCAGCUCGCGCUCUCAAUCUCCAGUUGCAAUUUUCCAACAUGGCUUCGACUGGAAAGUGUACCCGGUUCACCGAUGAAUACCAGAUCCACGAGGAGCUCGGCAAAGGCGCUUUCUCCACCGUCCGCAGAUGUAUCAAACUGUCGACAGGGCAGGAAUAUGCCGCGAAAAUGAUUAACACGAAAAAACUCCCUGCCAGAGACCAUCAGAAGUUGGAGAGGGAAGCUCGGAUCUGUCGGCUGCUGAAGCACUCCAAUAUCGUUCGGCUCCAUGACAGCAUUUCAGAAGAAGGAUACCACUAUCUUGUGUUCGACUUGGUGACCGGGGGUGAAUUGUUUGAAGAUAUCGUAGCCAGAGAGUACUACAGUGAAGCAGAUGCGAGUCAUUGCAUCCAACAGAUCCUAGAGGCCGUGCUCCACUGCCACCAGAUGGGGGUUGUCCAUCGAGACCUCAAGCCUGAAAACUUGCUGCUUGCCAGUAAGUGCAAAGGUGCGGCAGUGAAGCUGGCUGACUUCGGACUGGCCAUCGAAGUUCAAGGAGAGCAGCAGGCCUGGUUUGGUUUUGCAGGGACACCUGGAUACCUCUCUCCUGAGGUACUUCGAAAAGAAGCCUACGGGAAGCCAGUGGAUAUCUGGGCAUGUGGAGUCAUUCUCUACAUCUUGCUCGUCGGCUACCCGCCCUUCUGGGACGAAGACCAGCACAAGCUCUACCAGCAGAUCAAGGCUGGCGCUUACGAUUUUCCUUCCCCUGAGUGGGACACAGUCACUCCAGAGGCCAAGAAUCUCAUCAACCAGAUGCUGACGAUAAACCCUGCCAAGCGGAUCACCGCCACUGAAGCCCUGAAGCAUCCAUGGGUCUGCCAACGAUCCACUGUUGCAUCAAUGAUGCAUCGCCAAGAGACCGUGGAAUGCUUGAAGAAAUUCAAUGCCAGGCGAAAACUGAAGGGUGCCAUCCUUACAACCAUGUUAGCAACACGGAACUUCUCAGUGGGCAGGCAGACCACUGCGCCAGCUACAAUGACCGCUGCGGCCAGCGCGACCGUUGGUCUCGUUGAACAAGCAGCCAAAAGUUUACUAAACAAGAAGGUUGAUGGAGUGAAGAAAAGGAAGUCAAGUUCCAGUGUUCAAUUAAUGCCUCAGACAAACAGCACCAAAAACAACGUAGUAACCAGUCCCAAAGGAAACAUUCCCUGCCCUGCACUGGAGCCACAAACUACUGUCAUCCAUAACCCUGUGGAUGGGAUAAAGGAGUCUUCGGACAGCAGCAACACAACAAUCGAAGACGAAGAUGUUAAAGCCAAGGCCGCUGAGAGCAGUGCUGUAAGGAACCAAUCUGGUGCUGUGCCUCAGGCCGAGGUGCUUCAGUCUUCACAUCCUCCGCCUCCUGUACUCUCCUCUCUCUCUCUGUCAGUGUCUUACUUUUUUUCCUUGUUCAACUUACGGAAAAACAAAACAUUGAAAUAUAUUGCUGCAAAGUUUACAGAUGCUCUUAGCAGUGUGCGGAGAGGGUCAGGCACCUUCCCUGAACAUGAAGGCACCCCGAUUGCUGCUCCUCAGCCGCAGAUGCCUCCUCUCACUCCCUCCUCCGUGCCUUCACCAAAGUUUACAGACGUUUUAAAGAGUGUGCGCAGAGGCUCAGCGCCCCUUCCUGAACCCGAGUGCGGCCAAUCUGUGCAGACACCACCUCUCAGUCCCUUCACCUCUGUACCCCUUGCUAAAGGUUUGGACCGAGUAAGUGUAAAAAGUCAAUCCAAUGAUUCCAAGAGGCCCCUCAGUUCACCUCCUCCGAUACAGUCUCGCAAGCAAGAAAUCAUCAAAUUAACUGAACAGCUUAUCGAAGCAAUUAAUAAUGGGGAUUUUGAAGCAUAUGCGAAGAUUUGUGACCCAGGACUGACAUCGUUUGAGCCUGAAGCACUGGGCAAUCUCGUUGAAGGAAUGGACUUCCACAGGUUUUAUUUUGAGAACUUGUUAGCUAAAAACAAUAAACCCAUCCACACAACUAUUUUGAAUCCCCACGUCCAUUUGAUCGGGGAAGAUGCUGCCUGCAUAGCAUACAUCCGACUCACCCAGUACAUAGACAUUCAGGGUAGGCCGCGGACAACCCAGUCAGAGGAGACGCGGGUCUGGCACCGCCGGGACAGCAAAUGGCAGAACGUUCACUUCCACUGCUCGGGUGCCCCAGCAGCACCACUCCAGUGAAGAGCUGAAGGAGUUAACAGAGUUGUGUUCCGAGCAAACAUUCUAGCCGAGCCGCGAUCUGGUGGCCUCUGAAGACCAGCAGUGACAUGCACGUGUCCGCAUGCACAUUAUGCUCCUGGUGGCUGCAUAAUUGUCACGUUCGUGGAACUAUAUGGUGUUUCUUUCAGCCGUCUCAAGAUGCAGACAUUUAAAAAAAAAACAAAAAAAAUUACAAAAGGCUACUGUAUAUGUACUUUAUAUAAAUCAUAUUUGAUGGCAGUGAUUUGUACAAUUCAUUCAAAACAUUUGCCAAAGCAUGAAGGUUAAAAUUUAAUGGUGAUUAUCCUAAUGUUGGAGGGUUCGUGUUCCAUUUUACAUUUUCUUGUACACUAAAAAUGUGUCAUUUGUUCUUUGGAAAGCAUAGAUUUUGAUGUAGUUAUGCUUGUCUCAGUGGAACUCAGGGCAGUUGGAUACAAGGCCCUGCUACUUCCACUGGCACUUUUUGUGUGGUUUAAGGCAGAAGACAGCCAACAUUUCGUUGAAACCGGCCUCGUGACUAGAUGUUAACUGGGAAAACGAAGUAUUCUUCUGCCAUCACCAAAUUGUGACAGGAAGUUGCUCCUGUGCAACUUAAGUACAUGAAGAAAUAUGGCAACCGGAUUUAUCAUUUCUUAUGCCUUUUGUGUGUGUGUUGAAAAAGUUAGCUCAAUUUAUGGACUUUUCUCUUGUUUUGUGUGAAAUGUGUUUAUUUGAUAUAACAAAGUUUAAAGUAAAUAACUUAAAAAAAGGUAACAGGUACAUGUGAAAAUUGAAAAGUUUCAGUAGAAUUCUUCCCAGAUUAUAUUCAUUUAAGAAGUGAAUGAGUUAACUAUAUCAUAAUUAAAGUAGCAAGACCCAAUACAGUGUUCUUUACUGUUUCCUUAUACUGUGCUACCAACUCUAGAGUUUAUGAGAAACCUGUUGCCAUCUAUUAACUGUAUAUGCAUUUUUACAGAGUUGAUGCAUGUUAUAUAUUUAUAGCCAAUAAUUUUGUGUUGAACUGCCAAUAUGGGUUCAGAUGAUGUACCAAGUUUUCCUGCUUUCAAUUGCACAUUCUUGGAUGCGUGCAGUAAUACAAUGUGAUGCCUAAGCUCCUUGUGGCUGGACAGCCUCUCAGAAAGGCAUGAUCACUUUGUUGUUUCUUUGUUAAGCUUGUGUAGAAAAUAGUUUACUGAAAUGGACAACGGAAUUUUUUUGCAUGACACAGUUAACCCUGUUAGUUUCUAAAAUAAUUGCCUGUAGAGCUAUACGUUUCUCUUUGCCUCUCCUUUCUGAGCUUAGUAACAGCGACAUUUUUGUCUGAUGAUGUGUAAUAGAAACCUGGUUUGCAUGCAUUCUACUGACCAUUUAACGAUUUUGCGCAGGGGCUGUGAAAACGCAUCAACAGGACUCCUCUUUUUGUUUUUAUGGAUGUUUUAAAUUAGACAGCUAGGGGUCUUAAUUGUAAUGAGCUGUGCGUGGAUCAUAUUUUUUUAUUUUUUUUUACGAGGGCUGUGGAACCCAUGAAUUAAACAAAUGAGUUUUACCUCAUUUAUGCCUCGCGUGGCUUUAAGUGUGGAAAAAGUUGAUUUUGCUGGAGAUAUUUUUACGGUUGAAAAUGAUGGACUAUAUUUGCUUUUUACACAGCAACUUGCCUGAAUAUGAAAUGUGAUUUCUUUUUAAUUAUUCAAGUUCUCUGCAGCUGAAAUUCUGUCAGGUCUGGUUUAUAUGAGGACAAAAACAUUAUGUUACAGGAUGUGGUCUAUGUGUUCCUCUCACCAUUUAAAAAUUGUUGAUAUGUCAGAAAUAAAACUUGACUCUAUGACUAUUGUGCGAAAUGCUUGUUUUGUGAAUUAAU
Messenger RNA from Mobula hypostoma (lesser devil ray), 4104 nucleotides. RefSeq names its product calcium/calmodulin-dependent protein kinase type II subunit beta. The transcript is spliced from 27 exons. Gene Ontology annotation, molecular function: ATP binding; calcium/calmodulin-dependent protein kinase activity; calmodulin binding. Lineage: Eukaryota; Metazoa; Chordata; Chondrichthyes; Myliobatiformes; Myliobatidae. Bases 93 to 2249 code for a protein of 718 amino acids. Gene Ontology annotation, biological process: protein phosphorylation. The record is from RefSeq and is a predicted model, not a curated record.